Molecule: messenger RNA, 2820 nt
Organism: Penicillium oxalicum
Lineage: Eukaryota; Fungi; Ascomycota; Eurotiomycetes; Eurotiales; Aspergillaceae
Product: alpha-L-rhamnosidase
Exons: 2
Coding region: 1-2820 (939 amino acids)
Biological process (GO): carbohydrate metabolic process
Source: RefSeq, a predicted model, not a curated record
AUGAGCGCUCCGCCGUCAAUAGCUUCAGUAUCGUUCGAACAGCACGCUUCAGGACGGGGCAUCGGGAUACGUGAGCCCCGCAUCUCAUGGAGAUUUUCAGCAAAUGAGCACACGGAAAGAGACUGGGUCCAGACAGCUUAUACGCUGGAGAUCACCCGUAACUCGGAACCUCCAGAGUCUCACCAUGUGCUGUCCGCGGAGUCAGUGCUCGUCCCUUGGCCCAGUCAUCCUCUCCGAUCCCGCGAGGUUGCGCAUGUUCGUGUGCGCGCGAAUGGAGGGUCAAACCCACAGCACACGGAAUGGUCAGAAUGGACGACGGUGGAAUGCGGUCUGUUGAAACGAGCCGACUGGGCGGCCAAAGCAAUCACCAGUCCCCUCCAGCAGUCCGAGGGCCCCUUGCGGCCUCUGCGAUUUCGCAAGACCUUCACAUUGCCUGCGGCCGCGAUCAAGCAUGCACGCCUCUAUAUCACCAGUUUGGGGGUCUUUCAAGCGUACAUCAACGGCAUCUCCGUGGGGGAUCAUUGCAUGUCACCGGGAUGGACCAGCUACAAACACCGCCUGAACUACGAGGUGUUUGACGUGGCGUCUCUACUGCAACCAUCGCGAACCAAUGUGAUCGCGGUCGAAGUGGCGGAGGGAUGGUAUGCCACGAGACUCGGAUUUGGAGGCGGUCGACGCUUCGUCUAUGGGAAUGAGAUGGCUCUAAUCGCACAGCUUGAGAUUGACACCGGAAACGAAAAGAGGAGUAUUCUCACCGAUUCCACUUGGAAGUGCCACGUCUCUGCCAUUGUGUCGAGUGAGAUCUACGACGGUGAAGUUUACGAUGCUCGCGAAGAACAGCCCGGUUGGUUAGAUAACUGCUCCAUGGACGAGGCGUCCUGGAAAUCGGUGCGGGAAACCGAAUUCCCCACCACGGAGCUUGUCUCGCCCAGUGCACCUCCAGUGCGAAUCACCCAAGUCGUGAAAGCUGUCAAUCUUGUCAAGACACCUCUGGGGAGGAUCAUUUUCGACUUCGGUCAAAAUCUCGUUGGACGCCUGCGAGUUCCCUCACUCAACAAACCCGCCAACCACUCGGUGACGUUCACCUACGCCGAGGUUCUCGAAAGACAGGAGCUAUGCACUCGACCGUUGCGAAAAGCCAAGUGCACCGACACAUGCAUCUCGGCAGGAGCAGAGAUUCGCGACUGGGCACCUCAAUUCACAUUUCACGGAUUUCGCUUCGUUCAAGUUGAUGGUUGGAGUCCCGAGGACGAGAUUGAUCCGCUCACUCUCGACAGCUUCGUGGCCGAGGUGAUGCAUUCUGAUCUCGAGCGCAGCGGGUGGUUCACGUGUUCACAACCGAUGGUGAAUAAGUUGCACGAAAAUGCCAUUUGGAGCAUGCGUGGUAACUUUCUCUCCAUCCCAACCGACUGCCCCCAGCGUGAUGAGCGCCUAGGUUGGACGGGUGACAUUCAAGUCUUUGCUCCAUCGGCUUGCUUUUUGUACGACACAGCCGGAAUGCUCAGUGACUGGCUGAAGGACCUUGCAGCCGAACAACUCGCCUCUUCUAAUGCGAUUCCUCCCUUUGUAGUUCCGAAUGUUCUUCCGGAGACAGUGUGGCCCGUGUUCCCACAGGCUCUGUGGGACGACGUCGCCAUCUUGCUGCCCUGGACUCUAUAUCAAAACUACGGCGACACAGAGGUUUUGCGACGCCAGUACCCCAGCAUGACGACCUGGCUGGAUCGUGGCAUUCAACGGGGACCAGACCGUUUGUGGGACGACACUCUCUUCCAGUUGGGUGACUGGCUUGAUCCGACCGCACCACCGGAUCGACCUGGAGAUGCUCGCACGGAUGGAACGUUGGUCGCAGACGCAUACCUUGUGCAUGUCACCCGAACCCUGGCCACGAUUGCGGCCAUUCUUAACGAGAAGGCUGACGCAGCACGAUACGAGCUCGAGUUUCUCGCGCUGAAAUCGCGGUUUCAAUACAAAUAUAUCUCACCAGAGGGCUAUCUGGUAGGAGAUACACAGACAGCCCUCAGUCUGGCGAUUGUGUUUGAACUGAUUGAUUCGCCUAUACAAAUUGUGAAUGCUGGUGCUCGACUCGCAAGACUCGUCCGCAAAGCUCAGUUUCGAGUCUCGACUGGGUUCGCGGGUACGCCACUCAUCACUCAUGCACUGACGGCAACCGGACACGUACAACUUGCAUACAGGAUGCUACAAGAGCAAUCUUGUCCUUCGUGGAUGUAUCCCAUUACCAUGGGAGCAACAACCAUCUGGGAGCGAUGGGACAGCAUGCGUCCGGACGGAAGUAUCAAUCCGGGAGAAAUGACGAGCUUUAACCACUACGCCCUGGGCUCCAUCAUCAACUGGCUUCACAAAACCGUGGCCGGGGUAAGUCCAUUGGAACCUGGGUGGAGGCGAGUCCUCGUCCACCCGAUUCCCGGCGGAACCGUCAAUCAGGCUGAGGCAAUUUACAACACCGUGUACGGGCGAUUGGAAUGCAGGUGGAAAAUCGUCUGGGGUAAGUUUGAGCUGGAAGUGAUGGUUCCGCCGAAUUCAUGGGCGCGGGUGGUACUUCCGGGGGAAGGUGCUCAAGGCGGACACUGGGUUGGGUCGGGAACGUGGACUUUUGAGACUUGGUUUGAUAGUCAAAUUGGAUGGCCGCCUCAAGAGCUGAAGCUGGACUUUAACUCAAACACUGUCCGCCUCGAUCUCGGCAAUCACUCUCCAACAACAGGUGGUGCUCGCUCGAAGAAAUCGACCUCGACGGCAAUUGACUUGGUGAAGCUUUCGUGGGAGGAUGCCGGUGGUGCUCUGCCUGAGAGGAUCGGCAUCUGA